Molecule: messenger RNA, 2199 nt
Organism: Cucurbita maxima (winter squash)
Lineage: Eukaryota; Viridiplantae; Streptophyta; Magnoliopsida; Cucurbitales; Cucurbitaceae
Product: putative kinase-like protein TMKL1
Exons: 2
Coding region: 27-2060 (677 amino acids)
Biological process (GO): protein phosphorylation
Molecular function (GO): ATP binding; protein binding; protein kinase activity
Source: RefSeq, a predicted model, not a curated record
UAUUUCUCUCCUCUUUCACCACAGACAUGGCGAUUCUAAAGCUCUUUUCUCUCUGCAUUUGCUUCUUCUUAUUGAUCAGAGCCCCUGUACGUGGUGAUUCCUUACAUUUCCCUUCUUCUUCUUCUUCCUCCUCUUCUGUUUCUUCUGAUGUUCUACUUCUUUUGGGAAAGAUCAGAGCUUCACUUGAAGGCGACACUCAAAACUUACUUUUAUCUUCAUGGAAUUACUCUUUGCCUCUUUGUCAAUGGAGGGGACUCAAAUGGGUCUUCUCUAGUGGAACUCUUCUGGUCUGCAGUGAUUCUUCUUCUCCACAGUGGUCUAAUCUCACUCUUUUCAAAGACCCUUCCCUUCAUGUUCUCUCUCUGCAACUUCCAUCUGCUAAUCUUACUGGUUUAUUGCCCAAGGAGCUUGGUGAGUUUACUAUGCUCCAAAGCCUCUAUCUAAGCAUAAACUCUUUGACUGGAACCAUUCCACUUGAACUCGGUUACAGCUCCUCUCUUUCUGACAUUGAUUUGAGUAGCAAUCUGUUGACCGGAGCUCUUCCACCGUCGAUAUGGAAUCUGUGUGAUAAACUUGUUUCUGUCAGGCUUCAUGGAAAUUCAUUAUUUGGGUCUCUGUCGGAGCCGGCUUUACCAAAUUCCACCUGCAAGAAUUUGAAGACUUUGGAUUUGGGCAACAACCAGAUUUCAGGUACUUUCCCAGAAUUCAUUACUAGGUUUCAGGGUCUGAAAGAGCUUGAUCUUGGAAAGAAUUUAUUGUCUGGAAAAAUCCCACAGAGCUUAAGCCAAUUAGAGCUGGAGAAGUUGAACCUUUCAAAAAACAAUUUCAGUGGAAUAUUGCCUGUUUUUGAUAACUCAAAGUUUGGCGUUGAGGCUUUUGAAGGGAACAGUCCUGGGCUUUGUGGGGAGCCUUUGAAAAGUUGUGCAGGACCUUCCCAUUUGAGUUCAGGUGCCAUUGCUGGCCUUGUUAUUGGCUUGAUGACUGGGACGGUGGUUUUAGCUUCGUUGCUUAUUGGUUAUAUGCAAAACAAGAAGAAGAAUAGGAGUGAGAGUGAAGAUGACAUUGAGGAAGGAGAAGAUCAAGAGAAUGGCGGCAGUGAUGGAAAGCUCAUUUUGUUUCAGGGUGGAGAGCAUUUGACAUUGGAUGAUGUCUUGAAUGCUACAGGGCAGGUUAUGGAGAAAACAAGCUAUGGCACUAUAUAUAAGGCAAAGCUUGCUGAUGGAGGUACCAUUGCUCUUAGACUGCUGAGGGAAGGUAGUUGCAAAGACAGAAAUUCUUGUUUGUCUGCGAUUAAACAAUUGGGAAAGAUUCGUCAUGAGAACUUGAUUCCAUUGAGAGCUUUCUAUCAGGGGAGGAGAGGAGAGAAGCUCCUCAUUUAUGACUAUCUCCCUAUCAGAACUUUGCAUGAUUUUCUACAUGAGUCUAGAGCAGGAAAACCAGUGUUGAACUGGGCUAGGAGGCACAAGAUUGCAUUAGGCAUCGCUCGAGGUCUAGCUCAUCUUCACACAGGUCUUGAAGUGCCCAUUACACAUGGAAAUGUUAGAUCAAAAAACGUGCUUGUGGAUGACUUCUUUGCAGCGAGACUGAUGGAGUUCGGGCUCGACAAGCUAAUGAUCCCAUCGGUAGCUGACGAAAUUGUGUCGCUUGCAAAAUCAGACGGGUACAAGGCACCAGAGCUGCAAAGGAUGAAGAAAUGCAAUUCCAGAACAGAUGUGUAUGCAUUUGGAAUCUUGCUAUUGGAAAUUCUGAUUGGGAAGAAGCCAGGAAAAAGUGGAAGAAAUGGAGAGUUUGUGGAUCUGCCAUCAAUGGUGAAAGUGGCUGUUUUGGAGGAGACAACAAUGGAGGUUUUUGAUGUGGAGGUGUUGAAAGGGAUUAGAAGUCUCAUGGAAGAUGGAAUCGUUCAGGCAUUGAAGCUUGCAAUGGGCUGCUGUGCUCCAGUGGCUUCCGUAAGACCCUCCAUGGAUGAAGUUGUGAAGCAGCUGGAAGAGAACAGACCAAGAAACAGAUCUGCUCUGUACAGCCCAACUGAAACAAGAAGUGAAAUUGGUACGCCUUUUUGAUCCCUUUUCUGCCUCUUCAAAUCAUGAUGAGCUUCACUAAUAUCAUUAUAUUCCCCCCCUUCACUUUAUUUUAUUACAUUUUACUUUAACUUGAACUUAAUUGUAAUACAUGCUGAUAGCGUUCAUUCAUGCAAGUAAU